AUUAAAUUGAAACUGGCAUUUUGCUUUUUUCUAACAGUAAAUUUUUUAAUAGUAUUCGAUUUUUUAACAUGUUUGCAUGCUAUAAUUUCAAAACCGUCCAUAAUUUAUUAAAUAAAAAAUAAAAUAAUAAAUAUAUAAUAAUAAACUAAAUAAAUAUAUAAUAUUAACAAUAAUAAGAAACUUUUGACAGAAUUAUAUUUAUUACAAAUUAUUGUAGCUUCUAUUUGAAGUUUGAAAUUAACCUGCAAAUCUUGCGCAUGCGCCCAAUUUUCCUGCCUCGUGUUUCUGCUCGGUUUACUUGCACUUUCUACACAUUUUACUUCUCUCUCUUUCGUGACAAUGUGCAAAUGUGCUUUUAUCGCGUUUUAAGUGCACAAGGAGCAAUCCAAAUGAACUGCGUGCUAUGUCCGUGUAUCUGUUAUGUAUUAUUUGAAUCAGUUCGAACUUGUCACGGUGAUCUGCUCUCUUAAAUCUCGUGCGUAAAACAUUAUUAGUUGUUCUUUAUUUUCAACUACCAGUCUUUGUUUGUAAAGCUUCCUCGCGUGUAAUUUCCCUUACAAAACUGCCGUAACAUGUUUUCCAUUACUUUGGUGAACAUCGAGAGUUACCAAGCGUCUCCGAUACCUGAACUCGAUGUGACAUUCUCGGAAUUUCGUGGGUCAGAGGUAAAAAAAGUGCCGGUAAUCAGAAUAUUCGGAUCAACUGCUACUGGCAAAAAAACGUGUUUGCAUGUUCACGGUGUCUUCCCAUACAUGUACGUGCCAUGCACGGUUCAGGAAAAUGCCGACAGCUAUGCUUACCAACUGGCUGCGUCCAUCGAUUCUGCCUUAAAUACAUCAUUUGGCUCGACAGUGUCUACGAGUCAGCACGUAUACAAAAUCCAGCAGGUGUCAGGAAUACCUUUCUACGGUUAUCACGAGAAGGAGCAUUUGUUCUUUAAAAUAUAUUUCUAUAAUCCUGCCAUACUUAAGAGAACGGCAGACUUGUUACGGAAUGGUGCUGUUCUCAAUCAAAAUAUGCAACUAUACGAGGCACACAUUCCUUACAUUUUGCAAUUUAUGAUGGACUACAAUCUUUACGGCAUGAAUUUAAUAAAUUUAAAUUGCGUAAAGUACAGACACUCCUUGCAAGGAUGCGAGAUCGAAGGUAGUCAGAACAAGUCUUCGAUGGAUUCGACGAACUCACAAGUGUAUCUCCCGACCUCCGUCACCAGGCAAAGUAUGUGCGAACUGGAAGUGGACGCGCAUGCUUCGGAGAUUUUAAACAGACAGAGUAUCACUAAAGAAUUGGUAUUGAAUCCCGGUAUCGCUGGGAUCUGGAACGAGGAAAGGGCGAGGAGGGCUCAAGCUGGUUUACAAAGCGCAAGCUCGCAACUGCUGUAUCCCAAAACUCCUGGCAAAAUUAUUCUCCCUCCAACGAGCAGCGAUAUUUACCAGAAGGAGCAAUUACUGAAGAGAUUGAAUGCCGCAUCACAAGUCGAUGAAACGGUCGUCUCGAAUACAAUCGUGCCUUCGUACCCUAUUGAAGUGGAAGAGGAUAAAAAUGUCCUGAAUGCCUCUUAUGUUCUAAAUCAUACCGAGUCUCUUGCGUCUGAGGAGAAUAACAUUGAGAGGAUGGUUUCCGACAAUACUAAGCUACUGCAAUUAGCAUCGCUAGCCUUUUUAGAAGCAAAUCGGAGUCAGAGCAAUGUAACGGAUACUAGUAUUUUGGACGCAGAUGACAUACAGUUGGUAGAGAUGUUGGCCAAUCUAGCUGAAGAGAAUGAAACCACGACCAACGUAGACGACGACAGUGUUCUUGGUUCUCAGUAUUCUGUAUUCAGCGAACCAGCGAAAAAUGAUCCAGAGGAAGAAGAAGUUGAAGAUUUGAACAUUACAAGUUUAGACCUGGACAGUCUAAGUCCUUGGGAAUCGGUGUGCAAGGAAUCCAACAGUAUCAUAGUUAACAAACGGAACACCGAAUCGGCAAAUAGUACAAAUAAUAUUGCCGAAGAGAGUGAAAAUGUUACGCUUACCGAUUUUCCACAAUUUGAUGGAGUCGAUGAUUCAGAUGAAAAUAUAUUAAAAUAUGAAAAGAGCAGCACAAGUUGCUUAAGUGAGAAUAAUAGCAGAAAGUGCUGCACUGCGGUUCUUUCUGCAAAUGUUGAACGUGCUGUGCCUGUUAUUAAUAAAAGAAAAAAUCAUAUGUGUGAUUUCUACAAGAAUUUACAUCUAGUGGAUGUUAUCGAGCAUUUUAAUGCAAGUAAUCCUAAUCAGUACCAUUUAAGAAAAGAAUUAUAUGAUUUUGUAAAUAGAUGUUACUUUCAUAUAUUUAUUAAAAGUGAUAAAAAUUUGCGAGAUACUCUUAUAAAAAAGAUAUAUUAUCUCAAAGAUAAGAAGAGAAACAUAGUAAAGAAGAAGAGAAGGCAAGAACUAUGCAUUACUUAUCAAUUACCAUUAGAUCAUCAGGACUUGGAUGUUUACGACGUAGAUGAAGCAUCUGGGACUACAGAUGAUAUCAACCAAUACAAUAUAAAAGAUCAUGAAGAACAUAAGCGUAAUUACGUAGAUGCAAAAUUACGUGCUCAGAGAAGGGCUCUGUUAGACAGUAAUUAUUGUUCGCAUCAGGAAAUAUACAGUAUCUUACCGAAAUUUACGAUAUCGAGUGUUGAUGGGGCUGCAGGUAUCGAUACCGACUCUUCCGACUCUGAACUCGAGAGUGAUAUCACGAUUAAUAGGCAAGAGAAACGUAUAUGUGUUUACAAGUCCGCGAAAAGGGAUAUACCUCGAGCUACGCUCGAGGGAACGCCGAAGAAAAGGAAGCUGGAUUUCGAGACCGACGAGUCGCCCGGUAAACGGAGAAACGCGACUGCUAGAACGCCAAAACGACAAUACAGUUCUCCAGGCAAGGGGCGUCUGUCGGGAAAUUACUCGCCUCUUAAUAUCAUUAUCACGUCUCCGAAAACCAGUAGGAGUCCUCUUGGAAAAUGUGAAUCUCCGAAAGAAAGACACGUAGCGAUGUCCGAUGCUGCUUCAACCUCUACUACCCCGAAACGUAAGACGCACCUGCUACGUAUGAGCUUACUGCGUGAGAAACGCGGAACAAAUUUUUCAAGCUUGGAUCUAGAAAGGAAGAGCGACAAUGAUGAAAGAGCAACAAUUAAGGAAACAGAUAUUGUGCAAAGUACUGAUAACUCAAACGCUAUGAAAGCUAAUGAAACAACGGUAAGCCAUGAGGCGAUAGAAAGUUAUGAAAGUUCAUCAGUGAAACAUCAGGAAAUUAAGGAGGUUCGUAAGAGAUUGUCUUUCUUGAAUCAUGAUGAGGUAGAAAAUACAGAGUCAAAUCAUCCCGCGAGUCAGUCUGAGCGCUUAGCCGCAAUUGGGCAUUUCGUUGAUCAAGCGUAUGCGGAUGCGACUGUACUUUCUUUCAGCAACAAAAAUGAUGAUAGCGUUUCAAGCAGCCAGCGUACAGAAAAGAGUAAUAGCGACACGUCUCCAGAAAGAAACUAUUCGUCAAACAUACGUAAAUUGGCAAGAAGAUCGAUGCAAGGUCGCGACAUUAUUCCCGAAACGGAUUUUGAAGACGAGGAAGACACGUGCGAUACAACUUUCACUCAAAGUGUUAAUAAAAAAAUUGAGAAUUUUAGUCAAAGUUUAUCGUUGGAAGUGAGCAGCAUUGCUCGAUCACCAAGGAACGCAUCGAUCACGAUUACCACAAGGUACAAACCUCCCGAUCCCGAAAGGGUUCUAAGAAGCAUGACAUUGUACGGCAUACCGAGGUGCAGAGCGCAGAAGCCAUUCUUCAGUAAUAAAUGUGAUCUUAGAAAACAAAAGGAGUCUGCAAGCACGAGCUCUGCGUACUUCGAUGUGCCUGCGUUUAAAUCUAGCUUAGAAGAUGUUACGAGCCUCGGUUUGUGGCGAAGAAUGAAAGUCAAUGAAUUUCACGCCUCUGGAGCAGCCAUGAAAACUUGCCACAUUAAGCGAACACUGGCGGGGUAUAAUUUAUUGACGAUUAAGCCGCUCGUGACGCCACCAUCUCCUAAGGGCGUCACAAAUUGGAUUAGGGCUAAAAGAUAUUUACUGGAGAAAAAUCGUGAUAUCAAACUGCGCGAUAAGAAGAGGACGGUAAAAGAUACGCCGCAUUCACUAAUUAAUAUUAAUAACAAAAAGGAUGAAUCCAGCCGGAAGUCAGAAACUUCUUCUGAUCAUUCAAUAAAUGAUGACUCAACUGUGAAGAAAUCUGUUUCGUUAACGUCCCAGGAAAUCCUGUCGAGUGGGACGUUCGACGAUAGCAAAACCUUCGGAUUUACACAACACUCUGAUAAGACAUCCGAAGAUAGUUUAAAUCCUUCUUUGAAAAAGGCACUGCAAAAUCCGUUGUUAUAUAAACAAAAUAAGGAUCAGCAAUCUUCUUCGUAUGGUCAAAUUGAGUGCUUGUCUAAGGAGAGCUACGGUAACGUCUCAAGUGAGAAUAUUCAAAACGUCAGAGCAGUCAGUGCGCAUCAAUAUCUAACGUUACUGUCUCUUGAAGUGCACGUUGUUACUCGGGAAAAUCUUCUUCCCGAUCCACAGCAUGAUCCUGUCGCCGCAUUAUUCUACGCGAUUUACAACGACGUUCCAACAGACGCUAAUCAGCAGAUAGAACACAGUGCUAUAAUCGUAAAUCCCGAUCCUGUGAGCGCAAGACUUAGUAAGAUUCAUUCUGCGGGCGCAAUGUGUCCAAUAUUAUACGUUCCAACGGAGCAAGAUAUGUUCAACAGUCUUAUCAAAUUGAUCGAACAACAUAAUCCGGAGAUUCUGCUUGGUUGGGAAACAGAAGCACUUUCGUGGGGCUACAUUUUCCAGAGAGCACUCCAUCUUGGGUUCAGUAAUUUCCCUUUAAAAAUUUCAAAAGUUCCAUACACGCAGGUGUCUUCUAAAUCUGAUAUUCACACGUCCGAUAAAGAAGAUACGAGUGAAAUCAAAGUGCCUGGCCGCAAUAUUCUUGAUGUUUGGAGAAUCAUGAGACAUGAAGCAACAUUAUUAACGUAUACCUUUGAAAACGUCAUGCAUCACGUUCUACACGAGAGAAUACCAUGCCCUUCUUUCAAGACGUUGUCCACUUGGUGGAAGCACAAAAGCAUGAUAGUGAAAAGUAGAGUUAUACGUCAUUAUGUCAUCAGAGUCGUAGGCACUCUCAAACUACUGAAUCAUCUGGACAUUAUAGGUCGCACGUGCGAGCAUGCCCGUCUCUUCGGGAUACAAUUUUACGAAGUUUUCUCGCGAGGUUCGCAGUUUCGCGUCGAGUCGAUGAUGCUCAGAUUAGCGAAGCCCAUGAAUUACAUCCCAAUCUCACCGUCUGUACAUCAAAGAGCUAGAAUGCGGGCGCCGGAGUGCCUACCGCUGAUUAUGGAGCCUGAGUCUGAAUUUUAUACCGAUCCACUAGUCGUACUUGAUUUUCAGAGCUUGUACCCGAGUAUGAUCAUUGCUUACAACUACUGCUUUUCCACUUGUCUAGGGAGAAUAGAGCACAUAGGCCAAUACGGACCAUUUGACUUUGGCGCAGCCACGUUGAUAACAAAAAGGAGUACCGCGUUAAAGCUGCAAGAGAAAAUAAAUUUUUCGCCUUGCGGCGUAGCCUUCGCAAAGAGAGAAGUGCGUCAGGGGAUUUUGCCGCGUAUGCUGACGGAAAUUCUAAAUACGCGGCUCAUGGUGAAGGAGUCCAUGAAGCUGUACCCCGCAGAGGAUCGUACGUUGCAACGCCUCCUUCACUCGCAGCAACUGGGUCUGAAAUUAAUCGCAAACGUCACUUACGGUUAUACAUCCGCUAACUUUAGCGGUAGAAUGCCAUGCAUAGAGAUAGGUGACAGCGUAGUUAGCAAAGGACGAGAGACGUUGGAACGCGCGAUCAAGCUGGUAGAAACUACGCCAAAAUGGGGCGCUCGAGUGGUCUACGGCGAUACGGAUUCCUUGUUCGUGCUGUUACCCGGGAAAUCACGGGAAGAAGCGUUUACCAUUGGCGAAGAGAUCGCGGACGCGGUCAGCGCAGCCAAUCCCGCGCCUGUUAAGCUCAAGUUUGAGAAAGUUCUUCAUCCGGCUAUUUUGCAAACGAAGAAACGGUAUUGCGGAUACAUGUACGAACGUCGCAGUCAAGAACAGCCCGAGUUUCUAGCGAAAGGUAUCGAAACGGUCCGCAGAGACGGGUGUCCGGCGGUCGCUAAGUUGCGAAAUCGAAUAUCCUCACGUUGCAGGUACUUGAGAAAUCGCUGCGGAUCCUGUUCGACACGAAGGACGUUUCCCUCGUGAAGUCGUACGUCACCAGGCAGUUCGAGAAGAUCUUUCAGCGGCGCGUGUCUAUACAGGACUUGACCUUUGCGAAAGAGUUUCGCGGGAUGCGAGGAUACAAGGCGAACGCCUGCGUACCGGCGUUGGAACUGAC
Messenger RNA from Ooceraea biroi (clonal raider ant), 6396 nucleotides. It is a transcript of the gene DNApol-zeta, whose product is annotated as DNA polymerase zeta catalytic subunit. NCBI's taxonomy places the organism in Eukaryota, Metazoa, Arthropoda, Insecta, Hymenoptera, Formicidae. Gene Ontology annotation, biological process: double-strand break repair via homologous recombination; error-prone translesion synthesis. Gene Ontology annotation, molecular function: nucleotide binding; DNA binding; DNA-directed DNA polymerase activity. The record is from RefSeq and is a predicted model, not a curated record. Gene Ontology annotation, cellular component: zeta DNA polymerase complex; nucleus.